Molecule: messenger RNA, 1947 nt
Organism: Malassezia restricta
Lineage: Eukaryota; Fungi; Basidiomycota; Malasseziomycetes; Malasseziales; Malasseziaceae
Product: phospholipase C
Exons: 1
Coding region: 1-1947 (648 amino acids)
Molecular function (GO): hydrolase activity, acting on ester bonds
Source: RefSeq, a predicted model, not a curated record
AUGCAGUUUGUGCAAAGCGCCGCUGCGCUCGCAGCUGCAUUGCUUAUCGCCACACCAGUGCUCGCUGAACAGAAGUGGUACAACCCCCAUGGUGUCAACGAUGGCCUGAAGAAGGUGAAGCACGUUGUACUCUUCAUGCAAGAGAACCGUGCCUUUGACCACUACUUCGGCACAAUGGCGGGUGUGCGUGGCUUCCAGGACCCGAAUGUGCAGGUCUCGAACAACACGGGCAAGAAUGUGUUCCACCAGCCUGUGGACCAGUCGAUUUUGAGCCCUGCCCCGCCCAAGGACGUGGACGAGGUCCAGCCCUUCUACCUCAACUGGGCCGGCAAGGAUUGGCACCAAAAGACCCAAUGUAUGCUUGCAGGUGUGAACGACUGGGUCUUUAACCAUGCCGCCUGGAACAACGGUAACAAUGACCACUGGGCCCUGAGGAACUCGGUCUACAGUCUUGGUUACCUCAAGGAGGAUGAUAUUCCUGUUCAAUGGAACCUGGCUGACUCGUUUACGGUGGGUGACAUGUACUACGAAUCCAUCAUUGCCUCGACGAACCCCAACCGUGUGGCUUUCUUUGCCAGCACCAUUAACCCUCCUCACGGCAGUACCAUUAACGGCACGAAUAAGCACAUGGGUGGACCUGUGCUCAACAACAACGGCCAUGACGGCUGUUUCGUCACGGCCGAGCUGACACCCCUGUCGUGCCGCCCGCUUCGCUGGAAGACAGUGCCUGAGUACCUUCAGGAGUCCGGUAUCUCUUGGCAAGUGUACCAAGACGAAGACAACUUCGGCGAUGACCCACUGGAUCACUUUGAACAGUAUGAAAAGGCCGCUAAGCACAAGAGCGAACUUGCGAAGCGCGGUACGUCGUAUGUGGGUCUGGACAAAUUCUACGAAGACGCCCGCAAUGGCAACCUGCCGGAAGUGUCGUACAUUGUAGCUCCCGAGAACCUGUCGGAGCACCCUCCCUUCAAGCCCAUGGAUGGCUCGUGGAUCCAGAAGAAGGUUGCUGACGCUGUCAUGGAGGGCAAGGCCUGGGACUCGACUGCUAUCAUUUACUCAUACGACGAGACAGGUGGCUGGGCAGACCAUGUCAUGGCCCCGCAUCCCCCUAGGAGUGAAAAGGGAGAAUGGAUUGAAGACCCAUUCCUCAAGUUCAAGGGCGUACAGCCCAUCGGUCCAGGCUACCGCCUUCCUUUCUAUAUCGUCUCUCCUUGGACUCGCGGUGGUAAUGUGUUUACGGAGCAUGCGGCCCACGAGAGUCAGAUUAUGUUCCUUGAACGUUGGGCUGAAGCGCAUGGCAAGUCCUUCUACGCCAAGGAAGUGCCUUUGUGGCGUCGCGCGCAGCUGAGUGAUCUCGUCAAGGCCUUUGACUUCAGCAAGGAGGACACAAGUGUGCCGUUCAUUCCCCGUGUGCACAAGCCAUCGCAAGACGCUCUCACGCACCGUUUCAACGGUGGUAUUCAGUGCCUGCUCAAGCACGCUGGCUUUGUGUUCCCGCCUGUGCCAUACGGAAAGCAGAACUCGAAGAACUCGAUGGAGGUGAAGAAGGGCUUCAAGAGCGUGCGUGGUAAUCUGACGGAAGGCCGUCGUCUGACAUUUGAAGCGAACGGCCAUGCCCUCAGUCAUGCGAACAAGAAGUUGGGCACGAGCUCUGCGAAGAAGAGUCACGAUGACGACAACCAGCUCUUCGUGCUUCACUGGCUUGGAUCAGAGCCUAGGGACAACCGCUUCCAUAUUUCGACCGAAAAGGGCCACUACAUUACCAAGAAGCUUUCUUUGAGCAACAACAAGAAUGAGGCCGGCGUGUUCUCUAUUCAGGACAUCGGCAAUGGUGUUGGCUACAAGGUCACGGAAACUGAGAAGAACCAACAGGUGACUAUCAACAAGGAUGGUUCGGUUGCCUACGGUGACUCGUCUUACCUGAACAUUUACAGUGUAACUCGCUAG